Toxorhynchites rutilus septentrionalis is the source of this 4287-nucleotide messenger RNA. It is a transcript of the gene Cow, whose product is annotated as proteoglycan Cow. The record is from RefSeq and is a predicted model, not a curated record. Lineage: Eukaryota; Metazoa; Arthropoda; Insecta; Diptera; Culicidae. Gene Ontology annotation, molecular function: calcium ion binding; protein binding. The transcript has 11 exons. Bases 561 to 2528 code for a protein of 655 amino acids. Gene Ontology annotation, biological process: establishment of protein localization to extracellular region.
UCUAUUCUGCAGGACGACUACUACUCAAUUGGUCUCGGGUGCUCACUGGUGUCGGAAUUACGUAACGUUCUGUGGUGGAAUUUGGCUCUAGCUGCGUUGGUUGGAGAAAUUAUUGACCGUUCAGUCAACUGGAGGUCCGGAGUACGAGGUGAGGAGGACAUUCUUGUUGAUUAGUGGUUAUUGGUUCUCCUGGCUGCUGUAGGAUACUUCCGAGUGUUCGGAAGAAACAGUGCCGUUCCGACACUGCUGCAGCGCUCAGUCUGAGCUCUUUGUAUGGAUUAGUGACGGGCAAAAAGGUUGAUUUGUUUUGUGCAGUAAAAAGUUGGAAAAUCCCUGGAAUUUUGUAUACUUUGUGCUUGGAUACAGCCUCCGUUGGAUUCUUCCGGAAGAAACCCGCUCGGUAAAAGUUGUGAGAUAUUUAUGUGUAUACGGUACGAGAAUCUUCCCUUGCGCUAGUGGUCUCAAAGUGAAAACAGUGAAGAGAUCUGAGUUUACAGGUGAAACAAUAAAAAUAACAGCUACCAAUACCUUCAGCGCCGUCAUUUCGGAGGAAGAACAAAAUGGGUUUUGCGUUUAAGCUGCUGCUCCUGUUGGCCAUCGUCGGCGCGUUCGUUGUGGAUGCCAAGAAGAAGCCGAACAAAUACGGCGAUGGCGAUUUCGAGUUUGUCGAUGAGGAUGAUAAAGACAUCCAACAGAUGGACUCAUCCCUCCAGCAGAAGCUACAACAGCAGCAGAUCCCAGAGAAGAAAAAAUGGAUUCACGAUCCUUCCAGUGAUCUGUGCAAACCUCUCAACUGCAAGAAAAAAGAACUUUGUUUGCUAGAGGAUGCCUAUACAGCAGUUUGCGUGUCGAAAAAGGAACUGCAUAAGAAUAAAUUUAUCAACAACUAUAAUACGCUCUCUAACAGGGAGGAAAUCAUCACCAAGAGUAAAUAUCUUGAAGAGGAAGAAGCCAAACGAAAGGCCGAGGCAGCCGAACAGCCUGGCCUGAUCGGAAGCGUAAGCAGUAGCGUUAACGGAGCUGAUUCCGGCAUUCUCACAAACCCCGGUGACAGCAGCAGCAGCAGCAGCAGCAGCAGUAGCAGCACAAGUGGAGCCAUUAGCAACAGCGGCAGCGGCAGUGACAACAGCGGUAGCAGUAGUAGCGGUAGUAGUAGCGCUCUGAAUGGUAACAGUAAUAAUAGCGGCGAUGAGUUGCUGCAACAGGAUCAGGAAGACCCGGAAAACGAGAGUUCCUCGCAGGACGAUGAUGUUUUCUACGAUAGCGAUGGUGGUGAGAAGGAAGAAGAAGACUGCAAGCCGUGUCCAGUGGUGAAACCAACCUUCCUUUGCGGAAGCGAUAACAGGACGUACUCUUCGCUGUGUCGACUGGAGUAUCACAAUUGUAUCCACGGAAGUGAAGUUAAAGUGAGCUGCAAAGGGUUCUGCCCAUGCAAAGAUGCCAGCUCGACAGACCUGAAGAAGCAGCAGCGGAUGGCCGAUCGAAUGAACGCAUUCAACGCCAAGUACCAGCGGACCAUCGAAAGCAACGACAUCAACGGAGGCGGAGCGGACGGAAGCGCGAGCUCUUCGAGGAGCAGCAGCAGCAGCAAGUUGAAAGAGGAGAAAAACCGCCAUUACAAUCACAUCAACUCGCAGUAUACGUUCACCCCGGAGGAUAUAAAAUAUGACAACAAGCACUACAAAUACAUUAAAUACACAACCUACAAAAAGUCCCGCCAGCAACCUCAGUACGAUUCAUUCGGAGGAUCAUCGUCCAGCUCGUCCGGCCAGUCGAGCUCGGCUGUAUCACGAGCAAGCGAGGACAAGCACAAAAUUCGGGGCUACAACGAGGUUCUCGACAAACCGGUCAGCAAACCCCCAAAAUCAACCAACAGCGCUGCACGCUAUCCAACUAAAUCAAUCGAGUGCAAACCACAGCAGCUGACCGCGAUUGGCAACCGACUACUGGACUGGUUCUCGGUGAUAAUGGCAGACAGCAAGAAACGCCGCCAGCAUCAGCAGCAGAAGAACAAGAUUCACUUCCCGGCCGCCUGCAAACUCGAGGCACGCUGGAUGUUUGGCCAUCUCGAUCUGAACAAUGACGGUGAGCUGUCCUCCCAGGAGCUGUACGACUUGGAGCAUGACAAGAACGAACGCUGCAUCAAACCAUUCAUCGACACCUGCGAUCUGGACCAGGACAACACGAUCGAUCCCCGCGAAUGGUGCCGUUGCUUUGAGAAAACCGACCGUCCGUGUGCUGCCGUUCGAAGGCGAUUGGGCAAUGAUUUGAGUGGCUCAGGAUAUGCCCCGGAUUGCGAUAGCCAGGGUUUUUAUAAACCGACUCAGUGUCACCAGGCCGUCGGUGUUUGUUGGUGUGUGGAUGAACACGGUGUUGAGUUUGCCAACACGCGUACACGUGGAAAGCCUAACUGUGACGAAAUCAUUAACAACGCUAACACCCUCACCACUGACGACGAAGACGCUGAGGACUCCGAGGAUGACGAUGACAGCCAAGAAGGAAGCGCCGAUCGUCUACUAGUUUUCUAAAGCGUUGAACCUUGCAUUCCGGCUUGCGUUGUCGCGGAAAGUCCGCCCAAAGCGCAGCAUUCGAUUUUCAUCGACACAUUUCUCUUUAUUUCGAUCAGGAAAAAAGUCAUGUUAUAGUUUUCGCACUCAUUAUUCGAUGACGUUUCAUCAUCGAACAUGUCAUGGUUCGUUUUUUUCUCUCUCGAUAUUAUACUUUUUGUGCAACAAAAUGAAUGUCUCAUGUUGUAAUCGUUAUACUUGAAGCAAAAGAGAAGCAACAAAUAAAAACAAAACUAGAAAUUUCCCGUCCUUCAUUAGCGUCGUGAGUAUUUAUUGUUAUUACGUUAGUAUUUUUGAAACGAAAUAAAAACUUAAUGUGAGUAACAAAAGUUCGAGAAUGGGAAGCGGACCGAAUGAACGCUGUGAGGAAGACUAAGCAACAAACUGAACAAUUAUAUUCAAUCUCGAUCAGUUACAAUAUCAUGAUGAUAAGUUGUAACAGUGAUUCCCAAUGCAAGAACAAACAAAACAAAUCAUGUACAAGUGCUUAAAAUACCGAUAAUUGUUUGAUGUAGUUCAUCCUUCACAAAGCCUAUCAAUACUUCCCGUGGUCCAAAUUCCUCUCGACUUAUCACGUUUAAGUAUUUAUGUUAUUGUGUUACCAAAUAAUGCUACCAAUUAGGAUAAAACCCGAUACCCAUUGAAGCAAAAAAAGAACAAAAAAAAAUAUUGUUGUAAAAAGCCUUAUUUUUGCAAGUAAGAGUACAGUUGAAACUACUACUACUAGUAAAUAGAAGAGGUAAAUCGCAAGCAAAACAUUACACGAAAAUCUUCACUAAUUGUAGUAGAACAUCAGUAUUUAUAUAAAGUUUAAGCAGCAAAACUGAAAGCGAAACAAGACCGCCACUCAAUUUAAAACCAGAACAAAAACAAAACCAAAAAUAUUAAACAUUAUAAAAACAUGCACUGCGCUUUGAAUGUUCGAAGAAUAGAUGAUUGAAGAGUAAAUAAUUACAAAUUGUGAUGUAAACACUGCAUCUAUCUCCACCGCACUACCACCACAACUAAAUACGCAAGUGGCAUUCUUCCACUGACAGUUUGGUUCGCAUCGCUGAGUGCCGUUGCCGGAUUUGCGAAAGUAAAAAAAAAUUCAGUUCAAUUAAUCUAAUUCAACAAGGCUUCCUCCUAGAACAAAAAAAAACUGGUUUUUGUAGAACAAAACACAUCAAAUGCUAUAGAUCGCGAGUAGAGGAUGAAACCAACCAAGUGCAUAAGCUGCAGCAGCUAAGUAAAAAGAGGGAAUAAAAAAAUGCGCGCCACCAUUUAGUAGUUGAGAGCGAAAAUUGGAGAAAAAAAAUAAUGCGCUGAUUUUUUAGGUAAACUACCAAUCCUGCAUUCGAACCAUGAAGCAAAAUUUAAUCGGAUUACCAUACAUUAAUAGAUGAAUUAAGUAAAAUGAAAAAAGUACUAAUUAGGGUCAGAACUCAUAAUGCAAACGAACAAAAAUGAAAUUUGAGAAAGCAACAAGAACAAUUCUCCGUGCAUUCUUUUUUGAUAUGAACAAAAACAACAGGAACUAACAAUUAAAUAGUGAAAUAAAAAGUGAACAGAGAAAUGGAAAAUGCCUGGUAGCAAAUGGAUACGGAUCGAGUGAGCUGGAGUAAAGAUCGAUUUGAAAUGGAAGAAAAGAAAAGCGAGAGAAAGGCAAUCCACACGUUUGACAAUUUAAUAAAAUUAAGCAUUUUAAUGGAAGGAAAACAAAUAAACAUCUGGUAAGAUA